AUGAAUUAAUAAUCAUUGUUAGUAGAUAAGAGUUUAAUUUAUCGUUUGUUUGAAAAGGACAACAUAAUAGGAAAGGGCAAAGAUAUCAUUUAUGGAACAACUUCUAGCAUUUACAAAUUGAAAAAAAAUAAUAAUGUAACUCCAGAUUUUGAUGAAGAUUGGGGAUGGCAUGCUCUCUAAAUUUAUGAAAAUCUUAAUCAAGAAGUAUUUGAAGCAAAGGUACUUCAAUUAUAGAAAGCUAUGACUACAUAUUUAAAUCCAUAUUCAACAAGAAUUAUUUUAAUUGGAAAAGAAUAAGUACAUUAAAUGUCAUUUAAUUUGCAUGUUGUCUAUGAAAUUGGAUAGAUUAAUGAUGACCUUAAAAGCAUAAGGGAUUAGAAAGAAGGUCUAAAUUAUGAAGAAGCAGAAAAUUUAUUAAUAUUCUUAUGUCACAAUUACAUGUUGGGUGCACAAUUUACAAAUGAAUUUUUAGAUAUUAGUCCUUAAAACAUUUAUAAAACUAAUUAAUCCUAUAUAGUAUCUAAUUUUGGAAUAACAUAUGCUGGAACCAAAUUUCAUAGAAUAUAUUUACCUACUACAGAUCCAAUUAUAAAAGAGAAAAAGCCAACUUAAAUUAAUAUAUUGUAUUCUUAUGCUUUUAGAUCAGGAUUGUUAUUAUUGACUUAAAUGACAUAAAUAGAUCCUAAAGAUUUCUUUUUUGGAGAUGGCUAAUUUAAAGAACAACUUUUAGAUAAUUUAUUAUACCUAAUAUAAGAUGGAGAUGAGAAAGAUAAAAGAAAAGAUAAAAAAUUUAUUACACAAAUCCCUUAGUUUUUUGAUACUUUGAGUCAUACUAGAGAGUAAGAUUAUAAUGAAUAAAAGAAUUAAAAUAAUGGAAGACCAUUCCAAUAUGUAAAAUCUUAAAGAUAUCUUUAAUAUAAAUACCCUAAAGAAUUCUUAGAUAUUCUUAAGAAAUUACUUAAUGUUACUAAUAUAUAAAGUAGAUCAAUUUUUUAACUUUUAAUUUCUAAAGAAGAAAACCUACUCAAAGUUCCUUAUCCUUAUACUGAGAACUAGGUAGACAAAUACAAUUACAAGAAUGGGACAAUGGAUGAUUAAUAAUUAAAUGGAUGUGGAAUCAUAUCAAUAGAUAAACGAGAUGAAAAAAUUAAAUAGAAAAAUAUAUAAUUAAUUUUAAUUUGUGGGAGUUUUUAAAGUGGAGAAGUUUCUGAGGUAUUUAAUAUAAUUAGUAUUCACAACAUAAAAUAUGAAUGCAAAAUGUAUUCCUUGUAAUGUUCUUUAGAAUUUCGUUAUAUCUAUAAUGAAAUGUUAUAUUUGACAAAUUCUAUUGUAUCUCCUAUCAAUCCAAUAGGAAAACCCAAAAAAGAAUCAAUAUAUUACUUUUAAGGCCAAGUUGAAGAUUAAUAAUUCAAAAAAGGAAUCUCUUAUCAAAUUGAUAAUACUAUAUUUGAAGGUGAGUUUAAGAAUAAUCAACCAUAUGAAGGUAAGAUGACAUAUCCUAAUUCUGAUAUAUUUGAAGGAAGUAUGGAUGGUUUUAAUAAAAAGGUCGGUAGAUUUAAUAUAAAUGGGAGAAUUUAUGAUGGAUAAUUUUAAAAUGAUUAAUUUUAUAAAGGACAUAUAGAAUAUGAAGAUGGGGGAGUAUUUUAUGGAAAUUUUAAAAAUGGAUAAAAAGGUAUUCAUAAAUCUUGAUUAUUAGUCAAGGCUGGUAUCUAUCAUUAUCCAAACUCAUCAAUUUAUUAUUAAGGAUUUUAUGCUGAAGAUGUAAGACAUGGAAAAGGAUAAUUUAUUGAUAAAUCAAAGGAAAACUGUAUUUAAGAAGUUGUUUACAAUUAUGGAAUGUGUGAAACUAAACUUAUUGAACAUUUUGAGAAUGCCUUAAAAGAAAUUAAAGAAAAAUAACAAUAAUAAAAGAAUCUGAAAAACAAAAAAUAAUAAGAUAAUAAUAAUGAUAAUGAUAAUGAUGAAGAAAUCUAAGAAGAUAUUGAAGAGAAUCCAGGUGAUGAUAAUGAAGAUGGAGAUGAGGGCUGA
This is a messenger RNA of Paramecium pentaurelia, 2028 nucleotides long. NCBI's taxonomy places the organism in Eukaryota, Ciliophora, Oligohymenophorea, Peniculida, Parameciidae. The record is from the annotation of a GenBank genome assembly.